Cornus florida is the source of this 2495-nucleotide messenger RNA. Its product is annotated as UPF0481 protein At3g47200-like. The transcript has 2 exons. Bases 642 to 2201 code for a protein of 519 amino acids. The record is from RefSeq and is a predicted model, not a curated record. Lineage: Eukaryota; Viridiplantae; Streptophyta; Magnoliopsida; Cornales; Cornaceae.
CUUUGAGUGAUUUUGACACAGAUAUUUUUUAAAAUUAAAUGGAGUUCAGGCUUUCUUCCCCAGAUUCUUCUUCACUUCUUCCUAUCCUUCUAUAAUUUCUCACUCAUCUCUUCUUCUUCUUCUCUACUUCAAUUUUGGUAGAUCUAAAGACAUUCCUUGUCACUCUUUACAAAAACCCCAAAUCUCUAAACAUACUUCACUUGACUUGACCGCAGAAUCAGAGUCAACCCUUUCGCCGACCAGAGGGGAAAAAAAGAGAUAAAGAAAGCAAGACGAACAGAGAAAAUCAGAAACGCCGAAACUUCUUGUCGUCGCUGGAUCUUCUUCAUUCGUUGCCAAAUCUAGCCUCCUACUGCUCGUCAGUUGCCGUUGGACGACGUCAACACCAUUAUCCACCGCCUCUCUUGCCGCCUGAAAGCCCGGGUUUUUCAUUCUCUCCCUCUCUCGAACGAUUUGGGAAAAGGAAAUCAAAGGCGGUCAGCCCUACCCAACAUAGCCUGUCUCCACCUCUCACACGCACAUAUCCCGUGCAUGAAUUUGGCAUAUACUGAUAGUUGUCAUUUCGAGGCGCCAUUGGUUGCAUUGGUUGAAGAGCAUCUACACGAACACAUAGAGAGAUUGAGAGAGUCAAGUAGCUAGAGAUGCUACUGGAGAGAAGAGAAAGUUGUAGUUCUGAUCAUCAGUUUACGAGUUCUCAGAAGAAGGAGAUGGCCCAUAAGGUUACGAGUUCUGUAGUGAAGAAAAUUGAAGACAACCAAAAAAAAAUCGAGGCUCUGAGAUAUUUCACGUUUGCCUGGCCAAGGUUCCCCGUCAUAAUUAGUGUCCCCAAUAUGCUUCGUGAAGAAAAUGUAAAAGCUUAUAACCCUAGUCUCAUAUCUAUUGGACCUCUACACAGAGGUAACAAAUUUUUGCAAGCAAUGGAGGCUGACAAAGUGAGUUACAUGUGUUGUCUAUUCAAACGAACAGGAGAUGUCGAGAAAACACGUGAAGUUUGUGAGGCAGCUAUGUUAAAGAUGCAAAACAUUUUAAAGAAAUGCUAUGCAGAUCAAUUAGUGAAGCCGGAUGAUGAAGAUGACAUUACCAAUCUUAUAGAAAUGAUGUUGAUUGAUGGUUGCUUCAUUAUCGAACUUGUAUACAGACAUUCAAGAAGGGAAAGAGACCCCAUUUUGAAUAAUCCUUUCAAGUGCUCUGCCAUCCGGCGUGACUUGCUGCUACUCGAUAACCAGAUUCCCUUUGUUGUUCUAGAAAUGUUGUUCGGGCUGACGGUGGAAUGUAUUCCUCGGUCUUAUGAAGAAUCCUCGGACCCUCUUACCCUUAUUGGAUGUGUCCUUUCAUUCUUUGGUGAUAUAAUGGGCUUAGAAGAUGCCCAGAUGGAAUCGAAUGCUGGAGUAAUACCUCCUCUUCAUAUACUCCAUCUCUUACACAUUUGCUACCAACCACAAAAACCUACUUAUGACCAGGAUGCAUCAAGCCACUAUCGUCAACUUAAAACAGAAAAUGGCAGUAACAUGGUAGGAGUACUCUGUGGAUGUUGCCAAGGGCAACCCUGCAGAUACGAAGAAGAUACGGCUGAAACACGAUUCCAAGUAGACGACGAAGCAGGUACAGCAACGCAACUCUUCUACAGUGCAGGGGGAGGAGUGGGAUACGAAGGUACAGCAACACAACUCGAAAUUGCAGGAGUGAAGCUGCGGAAACGUAGUAAAACAAAGAACCUGUUUGAUGUGGAGUUUAGGCCUCAGGAUAGUUCUUUUUAUUUCUGGAGAGGUUGUCUUGAAAUCCCACGUUUUUCUGUCUAUAAUUUCACCGAGUCAUUCUUGCGGAACAUCAUCGCUUUCGAGCAAUGCUACCCUUUUUUUGGGAGUUAUUUCACAUCUCACGCUUUCCUCAUGGAUAUCCUCAUGGACUCGGUGGACGACGUAAAAUUGCUUGAAAAAGUAGGAGUCAUAUGUAACCAUUUGGGUACAAGUGAAUCGGUGCUGCAAAUCUUCAAUGGUAUUUGUAAGAAUGCUUAUCCACAGGACUUCCAUUACGAUAAGCAAUGGAGGAAGAUGAAGGGUUGCUGCACCCAUUGGCGAGAAGAAUUGGGAACCGUGAAACGUAAUUGUGCUGGUAAUCUAUGGAUAGUGUUAUCAGUCAUUGGUGCAAUUUCCCUUUUUGUGCUCACACUUUUGCAGACCGUUUACACCAUGAACUCAUGAAUGAAUAGGUAGGUAUCUGGUGGAGUACUUUUUUAUAUAUAUGUGCAAUAAUCUUGAUGGAUGGAUGACAAUUGAAGCUUGCCUUAAUUUGUUUCCUACAACAAGUCAAUGAUAUGAUGCCUUGUAUUGUUCAACCUAGAUCUCAGCAUCAGAAAUAAUUGUAUAUACUAGUUGUAUGUAAUCAUUGGAUCAGUACUUGUAACCUAGUUUAUGAUUUCUCGCAUUUGUAAUCUCUGUAUCUCUCUCCUGAGUCUCUCGCAUGAUAUAUAUAUAAUUAAGAUUAGUGUUUGGUUA